Linum trigynum is the source of this 794-nucleotide messenger RNA. The record is from the annotation of a GenBank genome assembly. Lineage: Eukaryota; Viridiplantae; Streptophyta; Magnoliopsida; Malpighiales; Linaceae.
CCAACUCCGUACCGUAUGAUAUCUCCUCGUUUUUUAGUCAUCUCCAGCUCCGUCAGUAGCCACUCCGACAACAACUCCAACUCCUACACCCAUGCCUCUGGGUGCUUAUUCAUCAUCACCAGCACCAGUAGCAGCGGGGCACUCUGCCACGAGUGUCAGCCAGGGCCAGCAGUCACAUCCGCCUCCAGUUCCGCAUCCAGAAGAUACUCCACCAGUUGUACUAGUUUCACAAUCAUCUGCAGACGAGCUCAGAGCCAGAAUAGCUCUCUUGGAAGCCAGAGACGCAGAGAAAGAUAAGAAGAUCAAGGAGCUAAACCAGCGUCUAGAUGAGAGGCUCGGCACUUCUUCAUCGACUCCUCCUUCAUAGGAGCUUGUCCCGAGGUUCUUUUUUCUUUUCUUUUCUUUGUGAAUACUUCUGAUAAUGAUCUGUAAUAAUGUUAGUUAGGUGAACCUGUUGGUGUGUCGGGUGUAGUUGUAGACAUUGUGGACAAUGUCCAUCUUGAGUGUGGGGUGGAUGGUCUGUGUUCUUGUCUUGUUUUAUGUCGAGUCUUAGUUGUCCACAGUGUCUCGUCAUGUGUAUAUCGUCAAAAAAAUGCCAUUAGGUUGAGCACAGCCAAACUGCAUGCAGUUUGCCUGUGUAAAAAGCAGGCUGCCUGUGCAAAGUUAAUGGCUAAAAAACACAAAAAAAAUCAGAAAAAUUAAAAACAAAACCUUGUACUCUUGUGGUAACAUGAUGUAAAUGACCGUGAUGCCUUGAAAAUGAGUUUGUGCUUGAAUGAAAUCAUCGAAAUCAC